AUGGGUUUUCCGAUUAAUUACCUACUGCAACUCCUACAGUCGUUUCUUCCCGUCCAUGGACUGGAGGGCAAGUGUUCCUUCCCUAUUGUCCUCUUCAAAGUCUGCCAGAAGCAGCAACAGUCGCUGAAGCCUGCUCCUGCCGACAAUAACAACAACAUCAACAACAACAAUAACUCCUCGAUGGACAACACCGGCAACUCCCACCCCACCAUGGAAUCUCCCUCCACUCUUCUCCAGAACCUCAACCUCGACGGGGUCUCUGACAAGACUCUCCCUGCCAUCAUGCUCUCUCCUCUUGAUUCCCGUCCUUUGGUGUUCCCCACCAUCGUCUAUGAGACACGAAAGAACUCUGCCGUCACGAAGCACUCGCUGGUCGAGGUGGACGGCGAUGAAGCAGAAGACGACGUGCAACGCUCCAUGGCGCGGAGGAAAAAGAACGAGCCGCCCAUGGACAUCAACAAAAAAUGCAGCCACUGCGACAAAGUCUUCAAGCGUCCUUGCGACUUCACCAAGCACGAAAAGACACACUCGCGUCCUUGGAAGUGUCCUAUGCAAGACUGCAAGUACCACCACGUCGGCUGGCCCACCGAGAAAGAGCGUGAUCGCCAUGUCAACGACCGCCAUUCGGACAACCCACCUGCGUACAACUGCAUGUUUAAUCCAUGUACUUAUACCUCCAAGCGCGAGAGCAAUCUCAAACAACACAUGGAAAAGGCUCACGGCUGGAAGUACGUUCGAUCCAAGAAGAACGGCAAGCGUGGCCAGACCCCGUCGGCGUCUGAGGGCUCUCCCAAUCAGACUACUCCUCCUACUCCCUCCAUGCCCUUGACUCCCGCCAUGUCUACUCCUGUCUCUAGCCUUAGCACUGAGCUCCCGUCUCCGUCUAGUGGUCACAUGCCCUCGCCUUAUUCCCAGAACAUGUCGGUCAACGAGCCUGUCAUCUACAAUGGCUCUUACGUUGAUGGCUACACCAACAUGGCUAACGGCCAGCCGUUCAACUUUGCUGMCCCGCCAAUGAUGUCUGGUGUUGACUAUUCCGACUUUCAACUCUUCUCGUCUGAUCUUGACAACAUCGCACUGGAUCCUGUUCCUCAUUCGCAGACCGAAGACUUUGCCCCAUUCAACCAGGCUUUUGAGGCCGGCAACACUCAUGAGCUAAUCUCGCAACCUCCGAGUGCCGACAUGACCAUGGAUCAGUUGGGUCAAGACCACCUCAACCCCUACUGCUUCGACAGUGAAUUCUACAACUACCAGUCGGGCGCGUUGAACGACUUCCAACAGACCAACGGGAUGCCUGAGUUCCACCACAACGGAAUGCCAGAGUUCUAA
Messenger RNA from Talaromyces amestolkiae, 1329 nucleotides. RefSeq lists its product as uncharacterized. Bases 1 to 1329 code for a protein of 442 amino acids. The transcript is spliced from 2 exons. The record is from RefSeq and is a predicted model, not a curated record. NCBI's taxonomy places the organism in Eukaryota, Fungi, Ascomycota, Eurotiomycetes, Eurotiales, Trichocomaceae.